AUCAGAUUUGAGGAUCCCCACCUUACAUAAAUGUUCGUCCUCCACCACACCCAGAGAGAGAGAGAGAGAGAGAGCAAAAAAGCUAGAAAGCUUAGCUCAUUGUUACUGAAUAUAUUGAGUGUUUGUGUGCAUAACUAGCUACAUUUGUCAAUAGCUUCUGAAGCAGAGAAUACUUGAGAAUCAUCUCAGAAAUGGGUGAAGAGAAAAAACAGGAAGAAAAGAAAGAAGAGGCCAAGGAAGAAGAGAAGAAGGAAGAAAAGAAAGAAGAAGAGCCUCCAGAGAUUGUGCUCAAGGUUGAUAUGCAUUGUGAAGCUUGUGCCAGGAAAGUUGCAAGAGCUUUGAAAGGAUUUGAAGGAGUGGAGCAAGUAAGCACAGAUAGCAAAGCAAGCAAGGUGGUGGUGAAAGGCAAAGCAGCAGACCCAUCAAAGGUAUGUGAGAGGCUGCAAAAGAAAAGUGGCCGGAAAGUGGAGCUAAUUUCACCCUUGCCAAAACCGCCUGGAGAGAAGAAAGAAGAAGCCAAAGAUCCACCCAAGGAAGAAGAGAAAAAAGAUGAGCCUCCUCCCGUUGUAACUGUAGUCUUGAACGUUAGAAUGCAUUGCGAAGCAUGUGCUCAAGUGCUACAAAAGCGAGUUCGAAAGAUCCAAGGUGUAGAGUCAGUAGAAACAAACCUAGCCAAUGAUCAAGUAAUAGUAAAAGGGGUGGUUGAUCCAUCAAAGCUGGUGGAUGAUGUGUACAAGAAGACUAGAAAACAAGCUUCUAUAGUGAAAGAUGAAGAAAAGAAGGAAGAAGAGAAGAAAGAAGAGAAAAAGGAAGAAAAAGAAGGAGAAAAGAAAGAUGGAGAAGAAGGGAAGGCAGAGGAUGACAAGAACCUAGAUAUCAAGAGAAGUGAAUAUUGGCCAUCAAAGUACUACUCUGAGUUUGCUUAUGCUCCUCAGAUUUUCAGUGAUGAAAACCCUAAUGCUUGCUCUGUUAUGUAACUAAUAAUUAAUGUUGUACCUCUGGUGGAAUCUUAAUUAGUUUAGCCAAUGUUAAGGUUGUAAGCAAUUUUGCCAUGUAUUAUAUGGUAUGAUAAUAAGAUAUUGAAGCACAAUACUUGAUGCUACAAAUAAUUAAUUUUCACCUCUAUUAAUCCAAUCCCUCCUUUUGGUUUAA
Messenger RNA from Populus nigra (black poplar), 1152 nucleotides. Its product is annotated as heavy metal-associated isoprenylated plant protein 7-like. Lineage: Eukaryota; Viridiplantae; Streptophyta; Magnoliopsida; Malpighiales; Salicaceae. Gene Ontology annotation, molecular function: metal ion binding. The coding region runs from base 192 to 977 and encodes 261 amino acids. The record is from RefSeq and is a predicted model, not a curated record. The transcript has 5 exons.